Messenger RNA from Thermothelomyces thermophilus ATCC 42464, 2439 nucleotides. RefSeq lists its product as uncharacterized. NCBI's taxonomy places the organism in Eukaryota, Fungi, Ascomycota, Sordariomycetes, Sordariales, Chaetomiaceae. Gene Ontology annotation, biological process: NADP+ biosynthetic process; NAD+ metabolic process. Bases 151 to 2217 code for a protein of 688 amino acids. The transcript is spliced from 2 exons. Gene Ontology annotation, molecular function: NAD+ kinase activity. The record is from RefSeq and is a predicted model, not a curated record.
GCCUGCUUGUUGCGUUGCACUACACUACAACUAGGCCGUGCUCCGGACACAUAUUUUCGCCCCGAGCCAAGACAGCAGCAGCCAAACUUGCACUGAGCGGGCGGGGCUGAAAAUAGCAAACCCCCACCAACCCUCCCCCCCAGUCCGACCAUGUCCGGUUCAAUUCACCCAGUCCCAGGGAUCCCCGCUGACAUCCCGCAUCCCCUGCGCCAGGAGCGUUAUGCCCUGGAUGGAGUUAAUAAACCCUCGUCCGCGAUUUCCGAGACCUCGCUGGCUCCGAAUGGAUUCCUCCCCCUGACUCUGGCGCCUCCGGACAACGGGGAUCCGAGCUCCUCGUCAUCGCCUGCAGACCUCGACGACGACGCAACUGUGACUGCGACCUCGUCGAGUGCUGCAGACGCAGCAGCAGCCCCACCAGCAGCACCUCCAGCAACCAUCACAACGACAACAACAGAGAAUCGAGAUGACGGUUUCGUCGCCGCGCCGCAAUCCACUCUGCCUAUAACAGGCGCACUGGUUCCGCCUGAUUCCGAUUUCUCUCAGCAGCAGCAGCAGAAGCAGCAACAGCAGCAACAGCAAUACUCGCCGUACAGCAGCCGCCCCGGAUCUGCUGCCACCGCCUGUCCUGCCCCCGCCCGGGGACACCGCAAGAACGUGCCCUCGACCGAGUCUGUCCCGCGACAGACCAUCUUGAAAGCACUGGCCUCGGUCGCACGCAACAACAAGCCCCAGGCCCUCUCGCUGACCGGCAUGCUGUCCGCGCACAGCGCCUCCAACGGCGCCGACGACCGGCCCGAGUCCGCCUCCUCGCAGCAGCUUUGCGACGCCCUCAACGGUCUCGCCAAGGCCCAAAAUGCCCGCUCCAUCUCCGCCGUCACCCCGACCGCCGCCUUCCCGGCGCUGCAGUCGCCCUGCUUCUACCACAACGGCUUCGAUGACGCCGUCAACCUGGACAAGGUGCUCGAGGAGAUCAAGGACGACGAGUCUAUGUCGCACUCGCGUCUGGUCCAGACGGCGCGGAGCGUGCGCGAGGUGUCGAAACAGCUCCAGCGCCGGCCCUUCAAGCGCGCCUUCAAGAACGUCAUGAUCGUGACCAAGGCCCGCGACAACCAGCUCGUCCUCCUCACCCGCGAGCUCGCCAUGUUCCUCUUGCUGACCCCCCGGUACGGCUCCGACGUUGGCGUCAACGUGUACGUGGACGCCAAGCUCCGCCACUCGAAGCGCUUCGACGCCCGGGGCAUCACCGACCUGGACCCCCGCUUCAAGGAGAUGCUCAAGUACUGGACCCCCGACCUGUGCUGGAGCCAGCCCGAAACCUUCGACCUGGUCCUGACCCUCGGCGGCGACGGCACCGUCCUCUACACCUCCUGGCUCUUCCAGCGCAUCGUGCCCCCGGUCUUGUCCUUCAGCCUGGGGAGCCUCGGCUUCCUGACCAAGUUCGAGUUUGAGCAGUACAAGGACCACCUAAACCGCGUCAUGGGCGACGAAGGCAUCCGCGUGAAUUUCCGGAUGCGCUUCACAUGUACCGUCUACCGCGACGGCAAGGGCCAGGAGGUGGAGGAGGGCGAGCAGUUCGAGGUCUUGAACGAGCUCGUCAUCGACCGCGGGCCGUCCCCCUACGUCUCCAACCUGGAGCUGUACGGCGACGACGAGCUGUUGACUGUGGUUCAGGCGGACGGCUGCAUCUUCUCGACGCCGACCGGAUCCACGGCCUACUCCCUCUCCGCGGGCGGCUCUCUCGUCCACCCCGACAUCCCCGCCAUCCUGCUAACCCCAAUCUGCCCGCACACGCUCUCGUUCCGGCCCAUGGUCCUGUCGGACACCAUGUGCCUGCGCGUGUCGGUCCCGCGCAACAGCCGCGCGACCGCUUACUGCGCCUUUGACGGCAAGGGCCGCAUCGAGCUCAAGCAGGGCGACCACGUCACCAUCACUGCCUCGCAGUACCCUUUCCCCACCGUCCUCCGCACGCCCACCGAGUGGUUCGAUAGCGUGUCGAGGACGCUGCGCUGGAACGUGCGUGCCGCCACGCAGAAGGGCUUCGACCUCGGCGGCGGCAACAAGGGGGGCAAGGCCGACGGAAACAACGGCGAGUCGGCCGACGGCAGCGAGGACGACGAGGGGUGGGACAUUGACACCGACUCGGCCUGCUACGCGAGCGAGGAGAACAGUACCGCUGCUAGUCCUCUGAGGAGGCAGAUGAGCAUGCUGGGCUUGUAGCUUUUUUCUUGUGACCCGCUUUAUUUAUUAUUUCUCUCCCCCCCUUUUUCAUCUCUUCUUCUCCUCACCUCUCCUGUCCUGAUGAUAUUGUUGGCUUCCGUUGCCAUAGAAGGGGGUGACCCCCUUAUUCCCUAUUAUAGGAUCAUAUCGGGUUCGAGGACAAGCUGGUUGGGCGGGAUUCGAGACCAUAGCGAAAGAAUCUUCAUAGCGCGGUGUAUGUGC